AAUUGUGCCUUGUAUCCAUAUACAAUAACGAGGGACGCCUCUCAAGAUACAUAACCAGGGGCGUUUGGGCAGAACCCGCUCCACGCCAGUCGUUCUGCUUCUGCAAUCGUCUGCUUGCACCCGGGCUGCAUUGCUCCGCACCACCCACAAUAGCUUCGAGUAGACUGAUCUAUCGUUGAAUAUACCAACGGUAGCACUGCGCCAUGCAAGCUCAGCAGGGUACUCUCCGACGGAGCAGCGCUGGCUCGACGCGGCAAGCGACUGCCCCGUCGCGCGCUGCAGCCUUCAAGCCAUGCAGCUUCACAUGUACUAGGCGGGGGCAGCACAUGGUGACCCGGGCUACUGGUCCAGAACUUGCAUCGCUCGCCGAGGCAGUGACAUCCGUCGUCGCUGCGGCCACUGCGGCUGCGCCCGCGCCUCUGCAACCAGCGGUGGCCACCAUAGGUGGAGAUGUCGCGGCACUGGCCACUCUGUCGCCCACGCUGCCGGGCAUCGGGCGCCUCACGGCGCUCUACUACCUGCUGUUCACCAACCCCAACCCGCUUUUCAACAUCUGGGACUUCUACGUGGGCGCGCCCCUCACUGACGGCGCCAACAGCCGCUGGAGUAGCGACAACUUUCAGCUGCGCGACAAACUGGGCGGCGGCAACUUCGGCAUCACCUUUGAGGGGCUGAGGCUGCAGGCGGACGACCAGGGUGUGACGCAGCGCAGCAAGUUGACGCCAGAGCAGAAGAAGCGCCGCGUGGUGCUGAAGCGUGUCAACAUGGACCGCCAGGGGGUCAGGCAGGACUUCCUGAAGACUGGCACUCUGGCCAAGGGCAGUGCGGAGACGGGCAUGGUGGAGGCGUACAUGUGCGCCAAAGUGAAGCGCAACCCGCUGGUGGCGUCAUCAUGCGCCGAGUACCUGGGGUACUUCACCAGCACCACUGCUGACGGUGCGUUCACCAAGGGCAGUCAGUGGCUGGUAUGGAAGUUCGAGAGCGACGCCACACUCGGCGACGCGCUGGACGGCAAGCUGGGUCCCUUCCCCGGCUGCCUGGAGGAGUUCAUGAUGGCGGGCCGCCGCAUCCCGGACUCCAUGCCGCAGGACAAGCGAGACAUCAACGUGAUCAAGAGCGUGAUGCGGCAAGUGCUUGUGGGGCUGCGCAAGCUGCACUCAAUUGGUAUCGUGCACCGCGACAUCAAGCCCGAGAACCUGCUGGUCACCGUGGACGGACAGGUCAAGAUCAUCGACUUCGGCGCGGCUGUGGACAUGUGCACCGGCAUCAACUUCAACCCGCUGUACGGCAUGUUGGACCCGCGGUACAGCCCGCCCGAGGAGCUGGUCAUGCCGCAAAGCUUCCCCCGCGCGCCCGCCCCCGCGGUGGCUGCGCUGCUGUCGCCCUUCGCCUGGCUGUACGGCCGCCCCGACCUGUUCGACAGCUACACGGUGGGCGUGCUGUUGAUGCAGAUGUGUGUGCCUGAGCUGCGGCCGGUGGCCAACAUCCGCCUGUUCAACACGGAGCUCCGGCAAUACGACAACGACCUCAACCGCUGGCGCAUGUACAAGGGCUCCAAGUACGACUUCUCGCUGCUGGACCGCAACAAGUCCGCGGGCUGGGACCUGGCCUGCAAGCUCAUCACCAAGCGCGACAGCGCCAACCGCGGCCGCCUGAGUGUGAGCCAGGCGCUGUCGCACCGCUUCUUCCUGCCCGAGUUCUGAGCGGCAUGGGCUGGAGACGAGGCGGGGCGGCGCGGGCUGCUGCCGAGGGACCGGAGCGGAAAAGGCAGUAUGUGCUGAAAUCAGCGCGGCGCUGUGCACUCCGUCCGAAGUCUCCCGAGUCUGCGGACUGGGCGGCAGCGCUGGAGCGCCGGGCAGGGAAGCGGGCGGCGGGCGGGCGGCCGCUGUGUUGGCCGCAGCCGCGUGGGCGCGCGCCUGGCAAGACGAAGCUGGUCUGGGCUGUCAAUCCACAUGGAGCUGGCGAACGCAGUGCAGCUGGAGCCGGCGGCGCUGGGCGGCGCUGGUGGGGCAAAGGUGCCCGUUUGCCUAAGGAAUGGGCUGAUGGCCAUGUGGACCAGUGUGGGCAGGGAGCACUGCUACGCUGGGGGCAGGGGCUCCAAUCGCACUGGUAGCGCCCUGCAGCAUCACCGGACGCAACGUCAGUGCGGUUGGGGUGUGCAGUGGCGGUGUGAAGGCCUACUGGCACGGGUAGCGUACAUGAGGUGCAGCUGCGGUGUGGCUGGUACUCCUGCAGAGGCCUGUGUGCUUCAGGCGUAGGACUGCUUCCCGAGUGAAUAGGAGCCAGCACCGAUGCAGGACUAAUGCGGUGGGGCCUUACCUGUGCGAAUAAUAGAAAUGCAGCUCUUUGCUGCUAGUUUAUGAUGUCCUCAUCUCCCUGCACAUGCAUAUUGGGAGGCCCGGAGCGGUUGGGUUGUGGGUGGGCAACGCGGCAGGUCGGGGCUCCUUGGCAGUUCAGCGUUGCUGAGGUGCUGCAACACGGUCAGUGCGAGUUUGAACUGCUGCUGGGCCUUUCAGGAGUAUUACGGACCGGGCUGUGUGGUAGAGGCGAGGCGGCGAUUUCAAACGACGAGCCGUGAGUUUGCCGGCUACAUAGGCCAUGGAUUACUGGGCAGAUACACUAGGUAGACGAGCGCCAGCAGUCCGGGGAGCACCAGCAGCAGCAGCAGGGGGUCGGGUGAUGAUGUGGGGUGCGGUGUAUGGAGGUGGCAUCCUGUAUGUUUAUCUGGGCGCUUCAUUGCGUCAAGCCAAUCGAGUCGUUGAGCAGGUUCGAUUUUGUGGUGUGAGAGCCGCCUCACCCCGGUUAGUGCACGUGCCUGAGUGCUGUGCCGCGUUAGGGUGUGCAGUGAAGGCAGGUGCAGCAGCUGCUGCUUCUUAGGACAGCUUUAGAUGUUCGACACUCGGCAGGAUGGCGGCAGAUUGCGUUGCCGAAUGCUCAUAGCGCUAUAAGUGCAGAUUUCGGCUUAUGGCUUCUUACGAGUCACCACACAUUCCGAGCGGUGGGCUGGCCAUAGGAUUACGAUUCCGCGUUCCGGACUCAGCGCGGACAUGGCGUUCAAGUCAGUGUAUGGGGCGGCCACAACCAGUCAAGGCAGUUACAAUGCGCAUGACUUGUACUGCAUAAGAGCCAAC
Chlamydomonas reinhardtii is the source of this 3131-nucleotide messenger RNA. RefSeq lists its product as uncharacterized. Bases 327 to 1703 code for a protein of 458 amino acids. The record is from RefSeq and is a predicted model, not a curated record. Gene Ontology annotation, biological process: protein phosphorylation. Lineage: Eukaryota; Viridiplantae; Chlorophyta; Chlorophyceae; Chlamydomonadales; Chlamydomonadaceae. Gene Ontology annotation, molecular function: protein kinase activity; ATP binding. The transcript has 9 exons.